AUCACUGUUGUCAUGGAAAUGUACCUUAAGUCGGCUUCAAGCUAAACGUUUGCAUUUUGUAUUGAAAAUUUUGUAGCUCAAAAAGUGAGGCAUUGUAAUUAAUAAUUAAGCUUUUUUAUAAUAAAUAUUAAAAAAAGAACAAGAAAAAAGUGUACCUCAAUAAAUUAUAUAUUAAAUUCAAUCAUGUCGAGCACAUCACAAAAGCAUAAAAAUUUUGUAGCCGAGCCUAUGGGCAACAAAUCUGUAACUGAGCUUGCCGGUGUUGGAGAAGUUUUAGGUAAAAGGUUAGAAGCUGCCGGUUUUGAUAAGGCAAGUGUGGUACUUGGACAGUUUUUAGUUUUAAAAAAGAACGAAGAACUUUUUCAAGAAUGGAUGAAGGACGUAUGUUCUGCAAAUGCAAAACAGUCACAUGAUUGUUAUCAAUGUUUAACUGAUUGGUGUGAUGAAUUUCUAUAAUCAGAUAUAAAGUUUAAGAAGCAAACAAGAAGAACAGAUAUAAGAAAUCUAUUUAAUAUAACAAUUUUUCAUUUAAAUGAUUUUUAUCUGUAAACACUGUUUUUAUUUUAAAUUUAGACGAUAAUGACGUUUUAUGUGGUAAACUGGUUUACACAAGAAAAACUAAUUUUUUUUUUUAAUGUAACAAAAACAAAUCUAUAUUUUAAUUGAGAAUAAGAUAUCAAUAUCUUAGUCAAAAUAUUAAAAUAGAUUUUAAUACAAAGAUUUGGUGAAUUUUUAACUGUCAAUAAAUGUAAACACUAUUUUUAUUUUUAAAUUUAAACGAUACUGUAUGGUGUUGUGGUAAACUAGUUUUCAACAAAAAUUAAUUUUUAAAUAUGUCAAAAACAAUCUUAGUCGAAUCUAUAUUUCAGUUAAGACAAAAUUAUAAUAGAUUGUAUACAAAGGUUUAGAGGACAAAUUGAAAAGAAUAAAUAAUAUUUUGUAAAAUAAAAAUUAGAUAAAUAUUUCAAA
Messenger RNA from Leptopilina boulardi, 969 nucleotides. RefSeq names its product barrier-to-autointegration factor A (gene baf). The transcript is spliced from 3 exons. Lineage: Eukaryota; Metazoa; Arthropoda; Insecta; Hymenoptera; Figitidae. The record is from RefSeq and is a predicted model, not a curated record. Gene Ontology annotation, molecular function: DNA binding. The coding region runs from base 184 to 456 and encodes 90 amino acids.